This is a messenger RNA of Arabis nemorensis, 1203 nucleotides long. Lineage: Eukaryota; Viridiplantae; Streptophyta; Magnoliopsida; Brassicales; Brassicaceae. The record is from the annotation of a GenBank genome assembly.
AUGCUAUCUCUGCGACCUAUUCGCAGAUUCUGUCAUUCUUCUUCCUUUAUAGCCACUGGUGUUGCAUCGAGCUUUCAGGCUCGAAUUGAAUCCAAUCAGAUCCAAGGUUUGAAACCGCUUGAGCAGCCUGCACUUGUCAAGCUUAAAUCUGAGCGAGACCCUGAGAAGCUAUUCGAGCUCUUUAAAGCUAAUGCCACUAACUCGUUAGUGAUUGAAAAUCGAUUUGCUUUUGAAGAUACAGUUUCUAGAUUAGCUGGGGCACGUCGGUUUGAUUUCAUUGAGGAACUUCUUGAGCAACAGAAGACACUUCCACAAGGUAGACGGGAAGGUUUCAUUGUUAGGAUUAUAAUGUUAUAUGGGAAAGCUGGAAUGAUGGAGCAAGCGCUCGAUACUUUCUACAAUAUGGAUUCAUACGGGUGCAAGAGGACUGUUAAGUCUUUCAAUGCCGCACUUAAAGUUUUAACUUUGAAACCUGUUCUGCGCACCAUCCAGGAGUUUCUUCUCGAUGUCCCCGCGAAGUAUGGGGUUGAAAUUGAUGCAGUUUCUUUUAACAUUGUCAUUAAAUCUUUCUGUGAGAUGGGAUUUCUUGACAAGGCAUAUCUGACAAUGAUGCAGAUGGAGAGAUAUGGGUUAAAGCCAGAUGUGGUUACAUAUACUACACUUAUAUCGGCGUUUUACAAGCACGAGAGGUAUGUGAUUGGAAAUGGACUGUGGAACCUUAUGGUCCUCAAAGGGUGUAGGCCUAAUCUCACUACCUUUAAUGUUAGGAUUCAGUUUUUAGUGCAUACAAGACGAGCGUGGGAUGCAAAUGAUCUGUUGCUGUUGAUGCCAAAACUCCAGAUGGAACCGGAUACCGUAACAUAUAACCUGGUUAUCAAGGGGUUUUUCGUUGCGGGGUUCCCUGAAAUGGCGGAAAGGGUUUAUACAGCGAUGCAUGGUAAGGGUUACAAACCCAAUGUGAAGAUCUACCAGACGAUGAUCCACUAUUUGUGUAAAGCAGGAAAGUUUGAUUUGGCUUAUACAAUGUGUAAGGAUUGUAUGAGAAAGAAGUGGUACCCAAACUUGGACACAGUUGGUAUGUUGCUCGACGGGUUAGUGAAAAAGGGUGAAAUUGAUCAGGCUAAGGUGAUUAUGGCGUUAGUUCACAAACGAGUCCCUCCUUUCAGCUCAAAACAGUUGCUCUCCCUUAAGUCCAUUUUGUAA